Messenger RNA from Huiozyma naganishii CBS 8797, 1101 nucleotides. RefSeq names its product Bud9p (gene BUD9). Bases 1 to 1101 code for a protein of 366 amino acids. The record is from RefSeq and is a predicted model, not a curated record. The transcript has a single exon. Lineage: Eukaryota; Fungi; Ascomycota; Saccharomycetes; Saccharomycetales; Saccharomycetaceae.
AUGCCGGAACCGUCAAGGAGGAGAGCACCGCUGUACAGCGAAGUAGCAGGGAGUGACCCGAGGGAGGGGACACCCGCCAGUAUCGCGAAAUCAUACAGCGUCUUGCUGAACGACUCACAUAUGCAACAACAUAGGGCGUCCAAGUCCGUCUCCGACUGGCUCACCACUGCGGGGGAAAGCAGUUCCGAUGGCGAGGGCGAAGAGCAGGGACAGGGACGCUUGAGAACCUUCCAGCAUAGGAACGCCAGCGGGAACACACUCUCCACGUCAGUAUUGCUAAAUACGGCCGUACAACCGGGCCUCAUCGAGGAAUCGAUCGAAACAGCAGCGGAACAACUCAAAAGCGACUUCGCGUGGGGGGAACACCACCGCCAGAACUCGCCCACAUCACUCAUCAACUUCCCAUUGCACGAGUUCCACAUACCGCGAAGGUCAAUGCUCCCGUCCCCCUCGCACAGGAUAGAGUCGUCGACUCCAUCGGCAAGCAGACCCAGGAAACCGCUAGUGUCACCAAUAUUUAAUGCACCGUCAUCACCUUCCAUUAGCGAGGACCCCUGGAUCCAUACUGGAAUACAACACGCGAGCAGCUCAGACGUGUACGAGAACGAGAAACCGACCAGAGUCGCAUCUUCCCCGCUAAGAGAGUUCUCAAUGGGAAACCCCCCCCACCAGUACGACGACGACGACGACGGAGAGACUUCAUCAGUGAUCUCGGACAGUGAGUCCACAGCAACUGGAAGGACACCCUACCAUUCCCAGAGGAUAGACUCGUCGUCGAUGGAAUCGCUUAAGUUGCAGGACUGCUCCUUCAAAGACAUAUUCGACCCGGCAAAAGUAUGCCUCGUCCUCGUCGCCGGGUUGCUCGUCCCACCAUCGCUGUUCAUCGUCUACUUUUGUAAGGGGGACGGUAUGCUUGGGUCAGACUACAACGUGCUGAGGCUCAUCCUCAACGCAAACCACCGUGCCGCUGUGCUGAAGGGGUUCAUCUGGGACAUCGAUGUCGACUGGUUCAGAAACUGGUGCCUCUUGUUAGCCAUCUUGGAGACACUGCUCGUCCUUGCAGCGGUCGCCAUUGCAUUCGGUGUUGGGUUAACACGGUGA